Molecule: messenger RNA, 492 nt
Organism: Trypanosoma rangeli
Lineage: Eukaryota; Euglenozoa; Kinetoplastea; Trypanosomatida; Trypanosomatidae
Product: mitochondrial carrier protein
Exons: 1
Coding region: 1-492 (163 amino acids)
Biological process (GO): iron import into the mitochondrion
Cellular component (GO): mitochondrial membrane
Molecular function (GO): ferrous iron transmembrane transporter activity
Source: RefSeq, a predicted model, not a curated record
AUGAAUAUGGACUUGUUAGGCGCCGCUGUCGCAGGGAUGAUGGCUCGUUUGAUUUGCCAUCCUCUUGACACAACGAAAACAGUGGCCUUUACCGGAUUCUGUGGCGAGCAUGGCACAUUGGAUGCAUCUCGAGGCAAGACAACAAGGAAUAUAUUGUGGAGCUCCACGCGGUCUAUUUAUUACCAGGAAGGUGUGGCAGGGUUUUACCGAGGGGUUGGUGUGGCUACUUUGGGUUCUGCCCCAUGUGUCGCUUUGUAUCUCACUACAUACACGUGGUCAAACGAAUUUCUUCAGAAAUACUUUAGCAGUGCUUCGAGUGCUGUUCCUUCUUGGUCUUUGCACCUGUUUUGCGGCUUUCUUGCGGAGGCGGUGAGUUGUGUCUUUUGGGUCCCCAUUGACGCUCACAAAAGAGCGUUUGCAGUCACAGCCUCCAUCGCAAGUGGGAAGGUACGCCGGAAGCUGGAAUGCGCUCUGCACCAUUGCCCGCUAUGA